AUGUCCCGACCACUUCUCUAUGACCUCUGGCCAACUGUGAUGGAUCGAAUGGAUCUUGCCAAUAGAAUCCUUCUCUCCGAAAAAUGUCCUGCCCUCCGUAGAACUGAUCAACGAUGCCCGGACGAAGCCGCCAACGUUGAGAUUACAACGCAUAGUGUCAAAAUCAAUAAUACUAGCUUCUAUGUCAAAAAAUAUCAUUCUGGAGAACACAUUGAAGUUUCCAUGAACACUUUCUGCGGACACAGUUUUAAGACGGUGUUCCUUAAAACUACCGUACCUCUACCUGAAGCUCAGAAGAAGCUAAGGUUGGAGUCUCUCGAGCUGGAUUACAAUUUUUCGUUGAGCAAAGGUGCUCCAGCGAAAACCGUAAUCCUCAUUGGACAGGCAUUUGGUAUCGUGGCUUCUAAUAUUCAUAGAAUAUAUGUCAAAUACUGUAUUAUGGAUUCGUCAAAUGUGAUUGAUUUGGUAAAAAGCUGGCAGAUGGUGAAGCCAGAAAUCGGAAGACAUUAUUCAUUGGAACCUCAACGUUCUGACACGGCUAUUGGGUAUUUCAGAGCUGCUCAAAAGUUUCCAGGGGCGCGGAAGAAUUUUAAGCUUGCCAGUGGGAUGUUUCCAUUCGGUCUAUGCUUCCCGAUCAGUCGUGAUAAAAUGCUCAACGUCUACAUGGAAAUUGGCAAAAAUAAGGAUGGAACGGACAAAUAUGUAAUACAUUUCAAAAUUGAUCCAAUUCUGUUGAUUCCUCUUCAAAGAUGCAAAAGCCCAAUAUCCCAGAUGCCCCGACCACUUCUCUAUGACAUCUGGCCAACUGUGAUUGAGCGAAUGGAACUUUCCAAUAGAAUCCUAAUGACCCAAAGAUGUCCAGCACUCCGUAGAACCGACCAUCGAUGCCCGGCUGAAGUACACACCGUUGAGAUCACACCGGAUGUUGUGAAAAUCAACAACACCAGCUUCUACGUCAUAGAAUAUCGAUCUCGAGGACACAUUGAGAUUUUCAAAGACGAUGUGAAUUGUAAGACGGUGAUCCUGAAAACUACCGUACCUGUAGAUAAAGCUAGGGAGAAGCUAUUCAAUACGCUCAUGAAGGGAAGAUCAGGAAUUUUGAAAGUUAAGAAUCUGUCGAUUCUUGGAGAUUUGAAUUUGCCGCCAAAUUUGAGAUUCUGCGUUCGGAACUUCAAGGUUGCAAAACCAGACUAUGACCCUGAAGAAGACUUCCUGGAAAGGGAAAAGAGAACUUUAACCCUCAUGGUGGAUCUCCAGAAGGCUCUAACCGCAGACAGCUUCCCAUUGGAAUCUUUCGAAUACGAUAACAGCUUCACAUUGGUCCCAAAUAUUCCGGCUAAGACAGCAAUCACCAUUACAGAAGCAGUCGGUAUCCACGACUCUGAUAUGCAUAGAAUUCAUGUCAAAUACUGGGAAAUUGAUUGGUGGACUGUGGGGGAGAUAGUGGACAGUUGGCAGAAUUCGAAGCCAGAAAUCGGGAGACAUUAUUCAAUGGAAGUAUACUACCAGAUUGAUACAACGAUCGAAUAUUUCACAUCUGAUGAACAUGAUCCAGAAGUAGAGAGAAAUUUUAAUCUGCCCAACGGGACGUACGAAUAUGGUCUAAUCUUUCCGAUCGAUAAAGAAAAAAAGCUCAACGUCUUGCUGGAACAGAUAACAAAGGAAAAUGGAAUAGAAAUAUAUGUGAUGCAUUUCAAAAUUGAUCAAAAAUCGUAA
Caenorhabditis briggsae is the source of this 1716-nucleotide messenger RNA. NCBI's taxonomy places the organism in Eukaryota, Metazoa, Nematoda, Chromadorea, Rhabditida, Rhabditidae. The coding region runs from base 1 to 1716 and encodes 571 amino acids. The record is from RefSeq and is a predicted model, not a curated record. The transcript is spliced from 7 exons.